GGUGUUCUGGCUGGGUGUUCCGAGUUUCUGAUUUUGAUAACACUGUGUUAGUUUUUAGAUUUUAGAGGACUAAGAUCACUCACAUUAAAUCAUUUUAUGCGCAUGUGAAACAAUUCUUUCCAUGAUCUCUGUAUAAAAGUGCAACGUGUUUCACUCCCUCUUAAUCACCUAGCGAUAGUUUUAAAGCUGCCUCGAAUCUGAUCCAUUGGUUUGCUCCUAGUUUCUGCGGGAAGUUUUCCAGCCAUGGCAACUCUUGAAGACAAAAUACUUGGUGAGAAAUCGCAAAAUUACUGUAGUAGUAGUGAAUCUGAAAAUGAAGCUGAAUCUGGUGACGAAGCUGAAACACCCAAAGGGGAAAGCUGCAUGUCACAAGCUCCCUGCGCCCCAGUUGAACCUUCCAAGUGGGAUGGAGUUUCUUCGAAUACCGGUCCCAAAGGUGUGAUCAAAGACUGGCAACGAUUCAAGCAGUUAGAGUCGGAGCGACGGAAGGAACAAGAUCAAGAAAAGAUUAUGCUUAUGAAGAAAUUGACUUUGACUUGUAAGACAGCAUUGGAAGAGGAAAAAGACAAGCAAAUUGAAGCUGAGCUUGAGGAUUUACUCAACGAUGAAUUCCUCCUUCAGUAUCAGAAGCAGUGCAUGCAAGAAAUGUUGGCAAAAGUCUCUGGUAUUCCUACGUUUGGAGCUCUUCAAGAUCUCAAAAAUGGUGCCGAGUUUCUGGAUGCUAUUGAAAAAGAGAAUGCAUCUGUCACUGUUGUCAUUCACAUCUAUGAGGAAAACAACAAUCUCUGUAAAAGCAUGAAUGAGGGACUCAAGGCAUUAUGUCAAGAGUAUAAAAAAGUAAAGUUCUGUAGAUUUCUAAGCUCAGCAGCAGGAAUGAGUCGGGAUUUUAAGAAGGAAGGGGUGCCUGCACUUUUAGUGUACAAAGGUGGUCAAUUGAUUGGAAACUUCGUAUCAGUUGGUAAUGAGCUCGGUGAUGAAUUUUACUCGGGUGAUAUUGAAAACUUUCUUAUAGAGCAUGGUAUGAUCAGUUCAGUUCCUACAGAGUGACUUCUCUUUUAUAUCAAAGGUUGAAUGUCACAACUUUUCAAAAACAUUUCUAGAAUUUCUUACUUCAUUUUUUACUUUUGUAUACCUACUUACAUGGUUAAGAGAACUAAGUAUCUCUUUACGUCUUGAAAAAUCACCUGAGAGUAUUUUUAGAAGGAUGAUUUAUACAUUACUCAAGUUGUAUAAACUUGUUUCACAGAAGUGAUAAGCCAUUGUCACUUAAUCCGAUUGUGCACCACAACUUCUUAGCAUCCUUCAUAAUUAUUGUGUUCCGUCCGUUAAUCCAUUGAGCUCAGAAACUUGGAAUCCAGAUAUAAUUAUGAAAUAAUGCCGAUCAAGGUGGUGCAAAACUCUCCAAGUAUCAAGUGUCCAUGCUAUUAAAUGCCCAGUAAUGUAUUAAGAACGAAUUUAUCGACAGCCAGAAAAUGUAAUGAUUCAUUUUGUAAUUUUCAGAUUACUAGUGUUCAAAAUUCACCCUUGAGUUUCAGGAGUCUUUCCGCCUAUUUCUUAAGAACAAUUUUUAAGAGCUAUUGAAGAUUCAUUUAGAGCCAAAUUGAAUUUUGCCUAUGUAUUAAAGGGCAUUUAGUGAUAAGUAAUUUUUGCAAGAUGUAUGGUCAAAUGAUUUGCAGCUCUAACUUCGGAAAAAAUCACCUAUCAGAGAAAUCAGAAUUGUAAUAAUUUUUAGGCCUGAAUCUUCAUAUUUUGAGGACCAUGGCUGAUUUUUUAGAAGCAUUUGGAGCCUGUGGGGUUUGGUACACUGAUUAUUAUAAACUGAACUCAUCUAUACUCAUAUCUUAGAUUCUCCUCUGAAAAAAUCCUCAGAGACUGACAGCCACACAAACUCAUAAUUUGGGGCUUUUUGAAAAGAUAGAUAGGAGGCCCCUGAAAAUUUCGGAAUGUGUCUAGGGAGAAAUCUUUGGGGGAGUUCAGCUUAUAAUAAUUAGACCCUUGUUUAAUUCAUUACUUAAGUGCCGAUUAAUUUUUAGUGUUCAACGCACUGCUCGAGUGUCAUUGAUUCUCAAUCGUCAAAAACACUAUCAGGAACACUAUUCUAUCUUUGAAGUCACUGCUUGUUACUCUUAGCUGGGUGGAAUUUGAAUGAAAGUCUAAUGUGUGAAUUAUGGAAAACAGUUCUUUUUAAUUAUAGAGAUUUAGUCAAUUGUUCUUAAAUUAAAAGACAAUCUAAAAGAUUAACGGAAUGACAGAAGUAACGUUAUUGCUCCCUGUUUACCUACUAAAAUAGAAUCGUUCCAGACAAUGCUAUGAUCCUACAUCAGUAAGCUGAGCGUUGUAAAACUAGGAUCAUGUAGUAUGAUUUUGGAGUUUAAUUUUCAUUGAAUUUUGUAAAAAAAAAAAUCUUGUACUUAAAAUUGGACCUCCCUUGCAUGCAAUCAAGAAAACCCUCUCAAGGGGGAUCACCUUAAAAUUUUGAAAAAUAAUAACUCGUGCCUUUCCUCCCUAAAAAUUGGAUGAAUCAGACUGAAAAUGCUCGCACGAAGCUAUGAUUUCAGGCACUUGUUUUUCUAUUAACCUGUCUUGCUGUGCCAAGAAGUACAAAUUGCGGAGCUUGCUAAUCGAAUUUGACAGUUGUGAAUAAUUCAUUUCUCAGGGGUUGCACGGAUGAAGAGCAAGAGAGCCCUAAUUUACCAAUAAGAUAUGGUUUUUUGCAGAAAAUUUCUUCUCAUUUUCCUUGAUACAACCACUUACUUAAACACUGUAUUGAUUAUCCCUCUUUGUUAAGUUUUCAUGUCCGAACCAUUGCAAAUGCAACAACCUAAACAAUUGCACGAUGAGGGUAUAAUGAUAACUCAAGUCCUUAAAAACGUCUCAAAUGUUCAACUACAUCAGUUGGAGUUAAAAUGCUUGAAAAAAGCAGUUUGAAAAUUGUUCUUUUAAGGGAAAGCACUAAGAAAUUUUGUUAAAAUCAAGCUGAGUUAAACAUAGUUAGAAUAAUCUACAACUGUCCUUCCUCUAUCAUAGAAAAAUUAACUAAAUCCAUUUGCAAUUUAGGAAUUCUUCUAGUACUAAGGAUGGUCUUUCAAGGGGCUUUCAUAAAGGAAGCAUAUAUUUUUUUUCUUUGGAUACUAAACUAAAGAAUAUCUGUACCAUUGUGCUCUUAACUUUUCCAAAAACUUGUUUUUUAAAUUAGAUGCACUGGUUUUCGAGUGAUGUAAGUUAAAGAUACCAAGGCACCAACUUCUUUUUUAAAAAAAAAAACAGCAUUUUGAAAAACUGAGAGUAGGUAUGGUGAUAAAGACAUUUCAUAACAAAUUUUUUGUGUCUUCAUUAUUUUUGGGUGAAAAAUAAUGGACAUGAUUACUUUAAAAAUACUCCUCAAAUAUUGGAAACCUUGAAUUGUGAAUCUUAUCUCACAACUUGACAAGUUUCUUCCUUCAAAAAAAUCGGUCGCUAGACACUCAGAUCCCCUCUCCCAAAGAAAGGUCUCAAAUGAUUCAAAGGAUCUCAGCGGGUCAGUUGAUUUACUUGUUUAACCACCUCUUUCAUAUUUCCUCUUGAGCCUUCAAAAUUCUCUUUUCCAGGCUAAUUUAUCAGUACAUUCUUGAACUCAUCAUUAACAACCUGUAUCUAAAGGCUUCAUUUUGGAAAAAUUUUCCGUAUUUAAAGUUUUAUCAAAUUAAAAAAUGUGCCAAAAGUGUUUCGUGGGAAAAUGUGAGAAACAAACUAAAAAUAAAAAUUAUAUCCUGUAAGUUUAACUCUCCACACAAGUGCUUUGGUUCUCAGUCAUUAAUAUCAAUGUAUAGAUAUGAAAUAUACUUUUUUUGAAGUGGAUAAAAAAUGAAAGGGUAUAAUUUUUUUUUUUUUGCUAAAUUUCCCCUGUGCAUUCCCUUAUUUUUUUAGAGUAAAUACGAGGGCAAGCCGGCAAGUCCACCAUUUUAUUUUUCACCCACAACUUGUAAACAUUUAUAAAAUAGAGGUCUGAUCUAAAUGAGAUGUAAGUGCAGCCAAGAAAUUUAUGAAUUAUAAUGGCUUAAAUCCGCUAAACUCCGAUUUUCUUGCAUCUAAAAAUACAUGGGGAAAAGUCGCUAAUAUGGCCUCAAAGUGAAGAGCUAAGUUUUUUCAUUCAUUUUCCUGUCUGUACAUAAGCCGUCCUAAUGAUGAAAGAAUCAACUAUACAUUUUAUAAUAUAUAUUUUUUCAAUUUUAAAUUCUACUGCAAUCAGAGCUCUAUCAUUACAGGUAAAAAUUAUAGUUUUGAGUGGUGACUUUUCUACUGACGACACUUAAGCAGCAAAAGGUUUUUUUUUUCAGAAAAACUGCUCAAUCUUGCUUUAGAAAUAAAUACUUCCACAUUCUUGUUUAGCUCCCUCCCAGUUUUAUUGAAAUCUUGAUCUCAUAAGAAGUAAAAGCCUUUUUAAUGUAACUUCAUGUGUAAAUAAGUUCAUAAAGAAAAACCAAAAGAAAUCACUUAUGUAUUAUAUUGAUUUUUUUACUCGAAUAUUACACUUAAGAAACAGAUAACAAUGUACAAGCAAGAAGUAUAUGCACGGAAGAAGUCCCAAAUUAUUUAAUAUCCUCAUGUUUCAAUCGGAAUCAUGAAAGUGGUAUUAAACUGGGACAAAAGACCUCAUCUGUGACUUUUUUUAACCUGAAGAAAUUCAAUAAACAGGCUAAUGCCAUUUUACUACAUCUAAA
This is a messenger RNA of Bemisia tabaci, 4700 nucleotides long. RefSeq names its product phosducin-like protein. Gene Ontology annotation, biological process: regulation of G protein-coupled receptor signaling pathway. The record is from RefSeq and is a predicted model, not a curated record. Lineage: Eukaryota; Metazoa; Arthropoda; Insecta; Hemiptera; Aleyrodidae.